UUGUCCUCUGGCCCCGCCCUCCAUUGGGCACGCUCUUUGCCUCAUCCCCCUCUGCUUAUUGGCUGCAGGUCACGCCCCUCUUCGAUCUCCCCAUCCCCAUUGGCUCCUCUUCCAAUCCCCGUGUUUCCUAUUGGCACAGGCCACACCCUCUCACUUGUCACCAGACCCCGCCUUCAGUCUGGGUUCCUCCCCCAGCCAUCUUUCAUUCAUUCUGCAUCUAGAGCUGGGUGUUCGAGACAAUGGGGUGAAUCAGACCCGUCCCUGCCUUCAGGGAGUUCAGGGGAUGAUGGGGGGACACGGACCUAGGCUAUGUCAAUGACAGCCUAGGGCGGUAUAGAGGCCGCCUAGGCACUGGGAACCUCUAAGAAUCCUGGAAGGCUUCCCGGAGGAGGUGAGGCCUAACCCAAGCCCUGAAAAUGGUUAGGUUUACUCCAGGGAGACACUGGGAGGGCAUUCUUCUCAGAAGGACCUGAGACUUGAAAGAAAUAGGCGUAGUCUGGUAAUUGUGAAGAGAAGACGACAGUGUGGGGAGUUGGAGUGGCCAAGCUGGAUGUGACCCCCAAGACAGAAUGGUGUUGGACUCAGGGGCUCAGGUGUAUGAGCAGGCACCCCCCAGCCCACCAGCCAGUCCCUCAUCCUUGGGCCGUAGGCUGAAGCCCUCAGACCGAGAUGGGACACCGCUGUACCCCUGGCCUCAGUCCCUGGCCUUGCCCCUGGCUCUGUCAGUCUCCUCAGCCCUGCAACCCCGGCCUGAGCAGCAGUCCUUCUCAGAGGUGCGCUUGGGCCACCGUGGCCACAUGCGUCGCAGUGAGAGCACCUACACCGUAAAUAGUACUGGCCGGCGGGGGGGCAGCACCCAGAGCCAGGCCCCACCUGGACGAGGACGGAAGCCAGGUGGGGGCACCCUGCGGUCUGCAGCCUCCCUGCCUCACAUUGCUAAGACUCGAAAGGAUGUAGGCCGUGGUGCCAGCAGGAGCCCCUGCAUGUUGGUGGCCCUGCGGCCAACCAACAUGGACCAUGAGCGGGACAAGUUCUUCCAGUCCCAUUACACCUACAACCCACAGUUCGAGUACCAGGAGCCUAUGCCUACAGCUGUGUUGGAGAAGUACUGUGAGGCCUCUGGACAGUUCAUCCAUCAGGCAGUUGGCAUCAUUGAAGCUGUCUUGGAGAAGUUUGGCACCUAUGAACACUUUGAGGCUGCAACCGGGGGCCAGCUACUGACCAAGUGCCAGAUCUGGUCCAUUGUUCGCAAAUACAUGCAGAAGGAGGGCUGCGUUGGGGAGGUUGUGGUGCAGCUGAGUGAAGAUCUGCUGUCCCAGGCAGUGAUGAUGGUGGAGAAUAGCCGACCAACACUGGCCAUCAACCUGACUGGAGCCCGCCAGUAUUGGCUGGAGGGCAUGCUGCGGCACGAGAUAGGCACGCACUACCUGCGGGGUGUGAACAAUGCGCGGCAGCCGUGGCACAACGCCGAGGGCCGGCUGCAGUACGGGCUGCGGCCAGCGAAUCCCACCGAGGAGGGCCUGGCCAGCCUGCACAGCGUGCUGUUCCGCAAGCAGCCCUUCCUGUGGCGCGCAGCACUGCUCUACUACACCAUCCAUCGUGCUGCGCGCAUGUCCUUCCGCCAGCUUUUCCAGGACCUGGCGCGCUACGUGCAGGACGCUGAUGUGCGCUGGGAGUACUGCGUGCGGGCCAAGCGCGGCCAGACUGACACCUCACUGCCAGGCUGCUUCAGCAAGGACCAGGUGUACCUGGACGGCAUCGUGCGCAUUCUGCGGCACCGCCAGACCAUCGAUUUCCCGCUGCUGACCUCUCUGGGCAAGGUGUCCUAUGAGGAUGUAGACCACCUGCGGCCCCAUGGGAUACUGGACAAUACCCGGGUGCCCCACUUCAUGCAGGACCUGGCACGCUAUCGGCAGCAGCUGGAGCAUAUCAUGGCUACCAACCGGCUGGAUGAAGCAGAGCUGGGCCGCCUGCUGCCUGACUGAUGCUGGUUGAGGGCUACAGAGGGCCCCGUAUCAGCUGCCAGAACACGAAGCUGGAUGCUCUGUGCUUCCAUGGCCUGGGUGUUUCUUGGGGAACUGGAAGGGCAGGAGCAUCUCAGGAGGGAGGAGUAGCAACAUUAGUGGGUUUGUGUCCCUUGCUAGCCUCCAGGGGCCUGGGGACCAGCAGCAUGUCAGGCAAACUGAGUCUGCCCUCCUCCUUUUGUCUGUGGAGCGGAGGGGAGGGCCGGGGGCAGCAGGGAAGGUGAGCAUGGAUAGGGAUGGGGAGUGACUUGGGAGUAGAAACUUGUUCUUGCAUGAGAUGACUUUGGGUAUCUGUGUCCUCCAGUCUCCCUUCCCCCACCUGGCCCCUUGGUGCUCCUUCAGCUUUCAUGCUGUCUACCUCUCACUGGGUCCUGGUGGUGGGGAUCUCCCUUCUCCUGGGGUGAUUGCCUGAGCCUAAGGUCCUGGCUUUCACACAGACUCAAGGGGCAGGGGUCCUGGUAGUUAGAGACCCAGCUGGGCUGGGAUAUGCUUUCCAGCAUUUAGCCUCUCCUACUGGUCAUGUAUUCCUUCCCUUUUUAUGUGUUGUGCUUCCUGGGGCUGGGAGGCAGCAGCUUCUGAAGGUUUGGUGGGAGGGAAGAAGAGGACUCCUCUGGAAGGCACCGACUAUUCCUAGCAUACCUCUCGCUCUCCGCCCCCCUCCCUUUAGGUCCUGUGAGUGGAGUCUGAGCGCUCACUUGGCCUUGCCCCCCAUCCCCUCCUCUGCUGUCCUUGUCUUUGCCCACACCCUCACAGCUGGUCUCUGGCAGAGGUUGGCAUAGCCUGGCUACAGCCACAAUCAAGCCUGAGGGGCAGGCCCCUAGUUUCUGUUCCAAGUCCUGAGUCCAUCCUGGACCAGGAGAGAUGCAGAGAUUGUGGUUGCCUCCAGUUUCACUUCAGACUGGGCUGUGUGAGAUUGACCUAGUCCCACUCCCACUCAUGGCAUUAGUUUUCCCAUCUGUAAAACUUGGAAAUGCAACUGGAAAGUCCUUAUUCAUUUAGUCAGUGAAUAUGCAUAGAGCGCCUUCUGUGUGCCAGUCACUGGUCAGAACCCUCUCUGAACUCCCAGUCCUGAGAAAAGCCAGACAAUUAAAACAAUUACAGUGAA
This is a messenger RNA of Hipposideros armiger (great roundleaf bat), 3129 nucleotides long. RefSeq names its product microtubule associated tyrosine carboxypeptidase 1 (gene MATCAP1). NCBI's taxonomy places the organism in Eukaryota, Metazoa, Chordata, Mammalia, Chiroptera, Hipposideridae. The record is from RefSeq and is a predicted model, not a curated record. The transcript is spliced from 7 exons. The coding region runs from base 570 to 1985 and encodes 471 amino acids.